AUGGAUUUCAUCGCGAGUGAAGCAGAGGAGUCUGAGGAGGAAUUUGGGAGUACAGCAUGUGAAUAAUUUUGUUUUCAUUUCAAAGAUGUCCCUUGACAGUUUAUCAUCACAAUGACCCUAAAUAAGAUCAAUGGUAACAAUGUGCAGGCUACACACAAUGUCAUGUGUCAUCUUACUUGAUGUACAACUUCUUGAUUUGUGACUUAGAUGAGGAGGAGGAAGAGGAGAAUACAGAGGACCAAGAUGAUGAUGGAAACCUCCGUGGUCUGAUUGAUGAUGGUGUGGAUGAAGGGGAGGGAGAGGAAGAGGAGGAGAAGGAAGGGAAGAGAGAUAAAGAAGGAGAUAGUGACUCUGGGGAGGAAAUUGGACACCAUAAGAGGAAGAGAAGUAAGUGGUCAUUCAUAAAUUGGUCCUGUAUUUAUUGCUGUCUGGGCUGCAUUGUGAUUGCUUCCUAGCCACAUUGUAGGCUAUCUCUUCAGGCUUUGAAUAAACUAUAAUGGCGUAAACCCUUUGAUUAAAUUUUGCCCAUUCAGAUUCAAGCCUUCAUGAUUUGUUACACCAAACAGUGUGAAGCAGAAUCAUGUGUACCAACAAUAAUCACCUUUGGUGUUUGAGUAUCUUCCGUUUUCUGUCUACAGGCUUUGACGACCGCUUGGAUGAUGAUGAUAUUGAUCUCAUUGAGGAGAAUUUGGGAGUAAAAGUGAAAAGGGUAAAUAUUUCGAUGCCAUUAUGGCAAGCAAAAUGCAUUGUCAUCAUGGACAUUGUAUAGCACACAGCUGAGGUCUCAUGUCAUGUCCCAAAGUCCCACUCUCUAAAAAUAGUAUGUAAAAGGAGAUUGACUAAAAUGUUUUUCUGAUACCUCUACUCCUUCCUUAUCCCCAUAAACAGCAAAAGUUCCGUCGUUUGCGAGACAUGUCGGACGAUGAGGAUGAGGAGGGAGAUGACGACGUCAGGGAGGCCCAUGAGAAGAACAUGAUAGCGGAUGAGAUCUUCAUGGGGACAGGAGCGGAUGAGGGCGAGGCAUUGGAUGUGCCUUUGCAUCCCAGGGAGGAUGAGGAGGAGGACGAUGAAGAGUCUGGUAUGAAACAUUGCAGUUGCUUCAUCUAUAAACAGUGGAGUGGUUUUGAGUUAGCAGCUUUUUAAAAAGCCAUUUGAAAAUAUUUUUUUUCCUCAGAUAUCGAUGACUUUAUUGUGGAUGAUGACGGACAGCCCUUGAAGAAACCCAAGUGGAGGAAGAAGCUGCCUGGAUAUACAGAUGCGUAAGUGAUUCUGACAUUUAAUUUAAUUACUUAGUUCCCCAUUUGCAGUAGCCUCUCCACCUGCAAGCUCACCCGAAAGUAAGAAGUCCUAUCUGUGCAAUAGAAUUUGAUAUGUUAGAUGUGUCCCAAAUGGCACCCUAUUCCCUUAAAAGUAGUGCACUAUAAAGGGAAUAGGGUGCCGUUUGGGACAGAGCCAUGUUUACCUUUACUCAUCUGCAUUAUUUAAUACUGAGCACCACUCCCUUUUUACAGAGCCCUUCAGGAGGCCCAGGAGAUAUUCGGAGGGGACUUUGACUUUGCCGAGUUUGACACUGAAGCCUAUGAAAAUGCAGAGGAGGAGGAGGAUGCAGAUGAAGAGUCAUGGGACCGGCCCAAGAAGCAAGCCAAGAAGAGGGUGGGCCGACGCAGUAUCUUUGAGAUCUAUGAGCCCAGCGAGCUGGAGAGCAGUCACAUGACGGACCAGGACAAUGAGAUCCGCUCCACUGACAUGCCAGAGAGGUUCCAGGUGUGUAUACUUCUAUAGGAAAUAGGGUGCCAUUUGGGACAUAUUCAUAGUCAUAGGGACACGUGAGCGCCUGAAAUUCACCUAUAACUGUUAAGGGCUUGACUCUGUAGCCCAGUGGUAUUCAAACUAGGCAAAUCCUCGCCUUAUCUUAGAUCCAGCAGGUAUAUCUCACUGGUCAUCCCCAAAGCCAACACCUCCUUUGGCCGCCAUUCCUUCCAGUUCUCUGCUGCAAAUGACUGGAACGAACUGCAAAAAUCUCUGAAGCUGGAGACACUUACCUCUCUCACUAACUUUAAGCAUCAGUUGUCAGAGCAGCUUACCGAUCACUGCACCUGUACACAGCCCAUCUGUAAUUAGCCCACCCAACUACCUCAUCCCCAUAUUGUUAUUUACAUUGUUAUUUAUUUUGGACAUUUGCACCCCAGAAUCUCUAUUUGCACAUCAUCUUCUGCACAUCUAUCACUCCAGUGUUAAUACUAAAUUGUAAUUAUUUGGCACUAUGGCCUAUUUAUUGCCUUACCUCCAUAACUUACUACAUUUGCACACACUGUAUAUAUAUUUUCUAUUGUGUUAUUGACUGUACGUUUUGUUUAUUCCAUAUGCAACUCUGUGUUGUUGUUGUUUUUAUCGCACAGCUUUGCUUUAUCUUGGCCAGGUCACAGUUGUAAAUGAGAACUUGUUCUCAACUGGCUUACCUGGUUAAAUAAAGGUGAAAUAAAGAAAAAAUAUAUUUUAAAAAAAUUAUUCAGCAAGAAUCUUUGCAGACCAGAUUUUUUUCACAAUAGUUUCUCGUGACCCCACACCACCCCAAAUAUAAUGACACAACCUUAAAAUCGGUACACUUUGAUUUUUACAUCCACAAAUAACCUUAAAUUCAUUACAUUUUCAUCUCUUAUCAAAAUGAAAAGAAACCAAUAAAUACCAUUUACUAAAUAAAAUACAAAAUGUCUAAUUAUCUUUCUCAAAAACGUUGUAUAUUGUCCCAUACAAUAAUCUGUACAUUUAAUUUGUUUAGUUGCGCUCCACUUGUGUGAAGCCUGCAGAGGAUGAUGAGCUGGAACAGGAGGCUGAGUGGAUCUAUAGGAAUGCCUUCUCUACUCUCACCAUAUCCAUGCAGGUACUGGAGUGAGGAUCUUUUAGCUAGGUCUCAUAAGACAAUUAGUUAAAGUUGAUGCUACAGUCUACAGUGCAUUCGGAAAGUAUUCAGACCAAUUCAUUUUUUCCACAUUUUGUUACAUUACAGCCUUAUUCUAAAAUGGAUUAAAUUGGUUUAAAUUGGUUCUCAAAUCAAAUCAAAGCAAAUUUUAUUGGCCACAUGCGCCGAAUACAACAGGUGCAGACAUUACAGUGAAAUGCUUACUUACAGCCCUUAACAAACAGUGCAUUUAUUUUUAAUAAAAAAGUAAAAUAAAAUAACAACAAAAAAGUGUUGAGAAAAAAAGAGCAGAAGUAAAAUAAAAUAACAGUAGGGAGGCUAUAUAUACAGGGGGGUACCGGUGCAGAGUCAAUGUGCGGGGGCACCGGCUAGUUGAGGUAGUUGAAGUAAUAUGUACAUGUGAGUAGAGUUAAAGUGACUAUGCAUAAAUAAUUAACAUAGUAGCAGCAGCGUAAAAAGAUGGGGUGGGGGUGGGGGGGGCAGUGCAAAUAGUCCGGGUAGCCAUGAUUAGCUGUUCAGGAGUCUUAUGGCUUGGGGGUAGAAGCUGUUGAGAAGUCUUUUGGACCUAGACUUGGCACUCCGGUACCGCUUGCCGUGCGGUAGCAGAGAGAACUGUCUAUGACUAGGGUGACUGGAGUCUUUGACAAUUUUGAGGGCCUUCCUCUGACACCGCCUGGUAUAGAGGUCCUGGAUGGCAGGAAGCUUGGCCCCAGUGAUGCACUGGGCCGUACGCACUAUCCUCUGUAGUGCCUUGCGGUCGGAGGCCGAGCAGUUGCCAUACCAGGCGGUGAUGCAACCAGUCAGGAUGCUUUCGAUGGUGCAGCUGUAGAACUUUUUGAGGAUCUGAGGACCCAUGCCAAAUCUUUUCAGUCUCCUGAGGGGGAAUAGGCUUUGUCGUGCCCUCUUCACGACUGUCUUGGUGUGUUUGGACCAUGAUAGUUCGUUGGUGAUGUGGACACCAAGGAACUUGAAGCUUUCAACCUGUUCCACUACAGCCCCGUCGAUGAGAAUGGGGGCGUGCUCAGUCCUCUUUUUUUUCCUGUAGUCCACAAUCAUCUCCUUUGUCUUGGUCACGUUGAGGGAGAGGUUGUUAUCCUGGCACCACACGGCCAGGUCUCUGACCUCCUCCCUAUAGGCUGUCUCAUCAUUGUUGGUAAUCAAGCCUACUACUGUUGUGUCGUCGGCAAACUUAAUGAUGGUGUUGGAGUCGUGCCUGGCCAUGCAGUCAUGGGUGAACAGGGAGUACAGGAGGGGACUGAACACGCACCCCUGAGGGGCCCCCGUGUUGAGGAUCAGUGUGGCAGAUGUGUUGUUACCUACCCUUACCACCUGGGGGCGGCCCGUCAGGAAGUCCAGGAUCCAGUUGCAGAGGGAGGUGUUGAGUCCCAGGAUCCUUAGCUUAGUGAUGAGCUUUGAGGGCACUAUGGUGUUGAAUGCUGAGCUGUAGUCAAUGAAUAGCAUUCUCACGUAGGUGUUCCUCUUUUCCAGGUGGGAAAGGGCAGUGUGGAGUGCAGUAGAGAUUGCAUCAUCUGUGGAUCUGUUGGGGCGGUAUGCAAAUUGGAUUGGGUCUAGGGUUUCUGGGAUAAUGGUGUUGAUGUGAGCCAUGUCCAGCCUUUCAAAGCACUUCAUAGCUACAGACGCAGGUUAUCAUUUAGGCAGGUUAUCUUAGUGUCCUUGGGCACGGGGACUAUGGUGGUCUGCUUGAAACAUGUUGGUAUUACAGACUCAGUCAGGGACAUGUUGAAAAUGUCAGUGAAGACACUUGCCAGUUGGUCAGCACAUGCUCGGAGUACACGUCCUGGUAAUCCAUCUGGCCCUGCGGCCUUGUGAAUGUUGACCUGCUUAAAAGUCUUACUCACAUCGGCUACGGAGAGCGUGAUCACAUAGUCAUCCGGAACAGCUGGUGCUCUCAUACAUGCUUCAGUGUUGCUUGCCUCGAUGCGAGCAUAGAAGUGAUUUAGCUCGUCUGGAAGUCUUGUGUCACUGGGCAGCUCGCGGCUGUGCUUCCCUUUGUAGUCUGUAAUAGUUUUCCAGCCCUGCCACAUCCGACGAGCGUCAGAGCCGGUGUAGUACAAUUCAAUCUUAGUCCUGUAUUGACUCUUUGCCUGUUUGAUGGUUCGUCGGAGGGCAUAGCAGGAUUUCUUAUAAGCGUCCGGGUUAGAGUCCCGCUCCUUGAAAGCGGCAGCUCUACCCUUUAGCUCAGUGCGGAUGUUUCCUGUAAUCCAUGGCUUUUGGCUGGGGUAUGUACGUACGGUCACUGUGGGGACGACAUCAUCGAUGCACUUAUUGAUGAAGCCAGUGACUGAUGUGGUGUACUCCUCAAUGCUAUCUGAAGAAUCCCGGAACAUGUUCCAGUCUGUGCUAGCAAAACAGUCCUGUAGCUUAGCAUCUGCGUCAUCUGACCACUUUUUUAUUAACUGAAUCACUGGUGCUUCCUGCAUUAGUUUUUGCUUAUAAGCAGGAAUCAGGAGGAUAUAGUUAUGGUCAGAUUUGCCAAAUGGAGGGCGAGGGAGAGCUUUGUAUGCAUCUCUGUGUGUGGAGUAAAGGUGGUCUAGAGUUUUUUUUUCCUCUGGUUGCACAUUUAACAUGCUGGUAGAAAUUAGGUAGAACGGAUUUAAGUUUCCCUGCAUUAAAGUGCCCGGCCACUAGGAGCGCUGCCUCUGGAUGAGCGUUUUCCUGUUCACUAAUGGCCUUAUACAGCUCAUUCAGUGCAAUCUUAAUGCCAGCAUUGGUUUGUGGUGGUAAAUAGACAGCUAUUAAAAAUAUAGAUGAAAACUCUCUUGGUAAAUAGUGUGGUCUACAGCUUAUCAUAAGAUACUCUACCUCAGGCGAGCAAAACCUCGAGACUUCCUUAGUAUUAGAUUUUGUGCACCAGCUGUUGUUUACAAAUAUACACAGACCGCCACCCCUUGUCUUACCGGAGUCAGCCGUUCUAUCCUGCCGAUGUAGCGUAUAGCCCGCUAGCUGUAUGUUGUCCAUGUCGUCGUUAAGCCACGACUCAGUGAAACAUAAGAUAUUACAGUUUUUAAUGUCCCGUUGGUAGGAUAACCGUAAUCUUAGGUCAUCCAAUUUAUUCUCAAAUGAUUGAAGAUUGGCUAAUAGGAUUGAUGGGAGAGGCAGUUUACUCGCUUGCCGUCGGAUCCUUACAAGGCACCCCGACCUACGUCCACAAUAUCUCUGUCUCUUUCUCAUGCGAAUGACGGGGAUUUGGGCCUUGUCGGGUGUCUGUAGGAUAUCCUUCGCGGACGCCUCGUUGAAGAAAAAAUCUUCGUCCAAUACGAGGUGAGUAAUCGCUGUCCUGAUAUCCAGAAGCUCUUUUUGGUUAUAAGAUACGAUGGCAGAAACAUUAUGUACAAAAUAAAUUACAAAUAACGCGGAAAAACACACAUAAUAGUACAAUUGGUUAGAGGGCUGUAAAACGGCAGCCAUCUUCUCCGGCGCCAUUCUGUAGUGGGUACUUUGUUGAAGCUCCUUUGGCAGCGAUUGCAGGCUCGAGUCUUCUUGGGUAUGACGCUACAAGCUUGGCACAUCUGUAUUUGGGGAGUUUCUCCCAUUCUUCUCUGAAGAUCCUCUCAAGCUCUGUCAGGUUGGAUGGGGAGUGUUGCUGCACAGCUAUUUUCAGGACUCUCCAGAGAUGUUAGAUCGGGUUCAAGACCGGGCUCUGGCUGGGCCACUCAAGGACAUUCAGAGACUUGUCCCGAAGCCAGUCUGAGGUCCUGAGUGGUCUGGAGCAGGUUUUCAUCAAGGAUCUCUCUGUACUUUGCUCCGUUCAUAUUUCCCUCGAUCCUGACUAGUCUCCCAGUCCCUACCACUGAAAAACAUCCCCAAAGCAUGAUAAUGCCACCACCAUGCUUCACCGUAAGAAUGGUAUUGGACAGGUGAUGAGCGGUGCCAGGUUUCCUCCAGACGUGGCGCUUUGCAUUCAGGCCAAAGAGUUCAAUCUUGGUUUCAUCAGACCAGAGAAUCUUGUUUCUCAUGGUCUGAGAGUCCUUUAGGUGCCUUUUGGCAAACUCCAAGCGGGCUGUCAUGUGCCUUUUACUGAGGAGUGGCUUCCGUCCGGCCACUCUACCAUAAAGGCCUAAUUGGUGGAGUGCUGCAGAGAUGGUUGUCCUUCUGGAAGGUUCUCCCAUCUCCACAGAGGAACUCUGGAGCUCUGUCAGAGUGACCAUCGGGUUCUUGGUCACCACCCUGACCAAGGCCCUUCUCCCCCGAUUGCUCAGUUUGGCCGGGCGGCCAGCUCUAGGAAGAGUCUUGGUGGUUCCAAACUUCUUCCAUUUAAGAAUGAUGGAGGCCGCUGUGUUCUUGGGGACUUUCAAUGCUGCAGAAAUGUUUUGGUACCCUUCCCCAGAUCUGUGCCUCGACACAAUCCUGUCUCGGAGCUCUACGGACAAUUCCUCAUGGCUUGGUUUUUGCUCUGACAUGCACUGUCAACUGUGGGACCUUAUAUAGACAGGUGUGUGCCUUUCCAAAUCAUGUCCAAUCAAUUGAAUUUACCACAGGUGGACUCCAAUCAAGUUGAAGAAACAUCUCAAGGAUGAUCAAUGGAAACAGGAUGCACCUGAGCUCAAUUUCGAGUCUCAUAGCAAAUGGUCUGAAUAGUUAUGUAAAUACAGUGCCUUGCGAAAGUAUUCAUCCCCCUUGUUGUUUUUCCUAUUUUGUUGCAUUACAACCUGUAAUUUAAAUUGAUUUUUAUUUGGAUUUCAUGUAAUGGACAUACACAAAUUAGUCCAAAUUGGUGUAGUGAAAUGAAAAAAAUUACUUGUUUCAAAAAAUUAUAACAAAUAAAUAACGGAAAAGUGGUGCGUGCAUAUGGAUUCACCCCCUUUGCUAUGAAGCCCCUAAAUAAGAUCUGGUGCAACCAAUUACCUUCAGAAGUCACAUAAUUAGUUAAAUAAAGUCCACCUGUGUGCAAUCUAAGUGUCACAUAAUCUGUCACAUGAUCUCAGUAUAUAUACACCUGUUCUGAAAGGCCCCAGAGUCUGCAACACCACUAAGCAAUGGGCACCACCAAGCAAGCGGCACCAUGAAGACCAAGGAGCUCUCCAAACAGGUCAGGGACAAAGUUGUGGAGAAGUACAGAUCAGGGUUGGGUUAUAAAAAAAUAUCUGAAACUUUGAACAUCCCACGGAGCACCAUUAAAUCCAUUAUUAAAAAAAAUGGAAUGAAUAUGGCACCACAACAAACCUGCCAAAAGAGGGCCGCCCACCAAAACUCACGGACCAGGCAAGGAGGACAUUAAUCAGAGAGGCAACAAAGAGACCAAAGAUAACCCUGAAGGAGCUGCAAAGCUCCACAGCGGAGAUUGCAGUAUCUGUCCAUAGGACCACAUUAAGCCGUACACUCCACAGACCUGGCCUUUACGGAAGAGUGGCCAGAAAAAAGCCAUUGCUUAAAGAAAAAAAUAAGCAAACGUGUUUGGUGUUUGCCAAAAGGCAUGUGGGAGACUCCCCAAACAUAUGGAAGAAGGUACUCUGGUCAGAUGAGACUAAAAUUGAGCUUUUUGGCCAUCAAGGAUAACGCUAUGUCUGGCGCAAACCCAACACCUCUCAUCACCCCGAGAACACCAUCCCCACAGUGAAGCAUGGUGGUGGCAGCAUCAUGCUGUGGGGAUGUUUUUCAUCAGCAGGGACUGGGAAACUGGUCAGAAUUGAAGGAAUGAUGGAUGGUGCUAAAAACAGGGAAAUUCUUGAGGGAAUUUGAGACUGGGACGGAGGUUCACCUUCCAGCAGGACAAUGACCCUAAGCAUACUGCUAAAGCAACACUCGAGUGGUUUAAGGGGAAACAUUUAAAUAUCUUGGAAUGGCCUAGUCAAAGCCCAGACCUCAAUCCAAUUGAGAAUCUGUGGUAUGACUUAAAUAUUGCUGUACAACAGCGGAACCCAUCCAUUUUGGAGAUGGAGCAGUUUUGCCUUGAAGAAUGGGCAUAAAUCCCAGUGGCUAGAUGUGCCAAGCUUAUAGAGCUGUAAUUGCUGCAAAAGGUGGCUCUACAAAGUAUUGACAUUGGGGGGGUGAAUAGUUAUGCACGCUCAAGUUUUCUGUUUCUUGUUUGUUUCACAAGAAAACAUAUUUUGCAUUUUCAAAGUGGUAGGCAUGUUGUGUAAAUCAAAUGAUACAAACCCCCCAACAAUCCAUUUUAAUUCCAGGUUGUAAGGCAACAAAAUAGGAAAAAUGCCAAGGGGGGUGAAUACUUUCGCAAGCCACUAUAAGGUAUUGCUAAAAUUUCUAAAAACCUGUGUUCGCUUUGUCAUUAUGGGGUAUUGUGUGUAGAUAGAUGAGGGAAAACAUUUAUUGAAUCCAUUUUAGAAUAAGGCUGUAACGUAACAAAAUGUGGAAAAAGGGAAGGGGUCUGAAUACUUUCCGAAUGCACUGUAGGUCUGUUUUUAAAAUGCUUGUGUUUUUUAAAUAAAAUAUUCUGUGUUUUCAGGAGAACACAGACUAUUUGGACAGAGGUCCAACCACUACCUUCAGCAGAAAAGGCCCCAGCACCAUCCAGAAGAUAAAAGAGGCUUUGAAUUUCAUGAGAAACCAACACUUUGAGGUAUUACAGUCCCUCUAUUACCGUAGGUAAAGUUGAGUUCUUCCAUAUAAUUUUUCACAGUUCAUACAACUGUCUUUUAUUGUUUCACCUCUAGGUUCCGUUCAUAGCGUUCUACAGGAAAGAGUAUGUGGAGCCUGAACUCAAUAUCAAUGAUCUGUGGAAGGUUUGGCAGUGGGAUGAGAAGGUAAUAUACUGUAGUAUUGGAUUUUUGUUAACUUUAUCCCUUAAUUUAUUCUGUUUAAUGUGGGACUGUCAUUCCUCCUCAGUGGACCCAGCUGAAAACCCGCAAACAGAACCUGAGACGCUUGUUCCAGAAGAUGCAGGGAUACCAGUUUGAACAGAUCUCAGCAGACCCAGAUAAGCCACUGUCUGAUGGCAUUCGACCACUAGACACUUCAGAUUUAGAGAGGUAAGGCUUGUCAUGUCAAACAUGUUUGUAAGUAUGCCUUGUCUGAGCCAGAACGGACCAUAGGGCAGGAGCCUAUCUCCUGUUUCUGUAGUGUGAGGCAGCUUGAUGUAACAAGUACACCCCCUGGACAGUACGCUAGUCCAGGGGCGGCAGGUAGCUUAGUGGUUAAGAGCGUAGUGCCAGUAACCGAAAGGUCGCUGGUUCUAAUCCCCGAGCCGACUAGGUGAAAAAUCUGUCGAUGUGCCCUUGAGCAAGGCACUUAACCCUAAUUGCUCCUGUAAGUUGCUCUGGAUAAGAGCGUCUGCUAAAUGACUAAAAUAUAAAUGUCAUGUUAUGACACCUUUAUUAUCUUUGUUGUAUCACAAUGCUGACCUGAUUAUGUUUGUCUGACAAGGCUGAAGGAUGUCCAGUCUAGUGAUGAACUGAGCGACGUCUACAACCAUUUCCUGCUGUACUAUGGCCGGGAUAUUCCAAAGAUGCAGAAUGCAGCCAGGUCCAGCAAGAAGAAGCUGAAGAAGAUCAAAGAAGUGGAUGAAGAUGGUACAAUUUAGAUUAUAUAUUGUAAGAUCGUGAAAGCACUGUGGACUUUUGCCCUCAUCAGAGUAAUUCUCAUGUCUUCUGUUUGCAGGUAAUGAGCAGGAAGUAGAGGAGGAGGAAGAGGAAGAAGAGGAGCAGCCGAAGGGGCCGGACCUGAAGCUUGCAUCUCGCAGGGAUAUGUACAGCAUCUGCCAGGGUGCAGGACUGGGUGAGUGCUUUAUCAUGUGUGUCCAGUAGGUGUCACUAUCAGCACCUAUUACAGACAGAUUUGUGUGCCAUACAUCUCAGGUCUAUACAGUUAGUUCGUGAUAAUACAAAAACCUGCGAAAGAAUGUGCUACUGAAAAACUGUGACUAGUGUACUUAAACAGAGUUUGCCAAUCAAAGUGCACUUGCUGUAUCACGAGCCGACUGUAUUUGCAACAGUUUUUGAGUCCACCAUUUAAAGGGUUCUCUUAUCAGAUGGCCUGGCCAAGAAGUUUGGUCUGACUCCAGAGCAGUUUGGAGAGAACCUACGUGACAGUUACCAGCGUCACGAGACAGAGCAGUUUCCUGCUGAGCCAAUGGAGCUGGCUAAGGACUACAUCUGCAGGUUAACCAGCAACACAUUAUUGCACAUUGUAGUCCCCUGUAGCUCAGUUGGUAGAGCAUGGCGCUUGCAACGCCAGGGUUGUGGGUUCAUUUCCCACGGGGGGCCAGUAUGAAAAUGUAUGCACUCACUAACUGUAAGUCGCUCUGGAUAAGAGCGUCUGCUAAAUGACGUAAAUGUAUACAGAAUACACUUUCAUAUAAAGAUAACCCAACCAUUUGGGUUAUCUUCGAGAUAUUAGCUGAUGUAAGAAGGGCUAUAUAAAAUAAAAUUGAUUGAUUGAUUGAUUGAUUUGUUCUCUUUGCCUGUGCAGCCAGUUCAAUACAGCGGAGGCAGUACUGGAGGGGACUCGCUACAUGGUGGCCAUGCAGAUCGCUCGGGAGCCUCUAGUCAGACAUGUGCUCCGACAGACGUUCCAGGAGAGAGCCAAGAUCAACAUCAAACCCACCAAGAAGGGAAAGAAGGUAUACACCAUCUAUUUGCAAUAGGGUUGAAAAAUCACGGUAAGGUUCCAAAAAUUCCCAGGUUUUCCAGAAAUCCCGGUUGGAAGAUUGCUGCAAUCAGGAGUGAAUAAGCAAUAAAUCAUUUAUCCUUCUACCAGGAUUUCCUGGAAAACCUAAAUUUUGCAACCCUAGUCUGCAAUUAUCUCGACUUCUUUGUUGGUUGUAUUAGUGGUUUAUUUAGGUCUUUCAUGGGAUAUACAAUACUUUCAGAGGCGUCAGGUAGCUUAGCGGUUUGAACUUUGGGACUGUAACCGCAAGGUUGCUUGUUCGAAUCCCUGAUCCGGCAAGGUGGAAAAAUCUGCCGUUCUGCCCUUGAGCAAGGCAGUUAGCCCCCACACUGCUCCUCUGAUUCAGAGGGGUUGGGUUAAAUGUGGAAGACACAUUUUGGUUGAAUGCAUUCAGAUGUGCAACUGACUAGUUAUCCACUUUCCCUAUUCAUUCCCCUUGACUUAUUCCACAUUUUGUUGUUACAGUCUGAAUUCAAAAUUGAUUAAAUAUAUUUUUUAUCUCACCCAUCUACACACAAUACCUCAUAUUGACAAAGUGAAAACGUGUUUUUUUUUGUUUUAUAUUGUAUUUUUAGAAAAUGAAAUACACUCCACAUGAACUCAGGUGCAUCCAAUUACCUUUUAUCAUCCUUGAGAUGUCGCUACAACUUGAUUGGAGUCCACCUGUGGCCAAUUCAAUUGUUUGGACAUGAUUUAGAAAGAAACACACCUGUCUAUUUAAGGUCCCACAGUUGACAGUGCAUGUCAGAGCAGAAACUAUACCAUGAAGUUCAAGGAACUGUCUGUAGUUCGCCGAGAUAGAAUUGUGAUGAGGCAUAUAUCUGGGGAAGGGUAUAAAACAAUUUCUAGAGUGUUGAAAGUUUCUAAGCACACAGUGUUCUCCAUCAUUGGGAAAUAAAUAAAAAUGGACUCUGCCUAAAGCUGGCCGUCCGACCAAACUAAGCAACCAAGCAAGAAGGACCUUGGUCAGGGAGGUGACCAAGAACCCAAUGACCACUCUGACAGAACUACAGAGUUCCUUGGCUGAGAUGGGAAAAACCUGCCAGAAGGACAACAGUCUCUACAGCACUUCACCAAUCUAGGCUUUAUGGGAGAAUGGCCAGACGGAAGCCACUCCUGAGAAAAAGGCACAUGACAGCAUGCCUGGAGUUUGCAAAAAGGCACGUGAAAGACUCUGAGAGCAUAAGGCAAAAGAUACUGUGGUCUGAUGAGACAAAGAUUUAACUAUUUUGCCUGAAUGCAAAAAAACGCUAUGUCUGGAGAAAACCAGGCACAGCUCGUCACCUGUCUAACACCACCCCUACCGUGCAGCAUCAUGCUAUGGGGAUGGUUUUCAGCGGCAGGGACUGGGUGAUUGGUAAAGAUAGAGGGAACAAUGAAUGGAGCUAAAUACAGGCAUAUCCUUGAUGAGAACCUGCUUCAGAGUGCAAACGACCUAAGACUGGGGCAAAGAUUUAUGUUCCAACAGGACAAUGACCCCAAGCAUACAGACAAAGCAACGCUGGAAUGGCUUCAGAACAAGAAUGUGAAAGUCCUUAAGUGGCUCAGUGUCACGAGAAUUCUUUCUCUAAUACUCAAACUUUGAAUAAUCCCCAGAGGGUGUAAGACUCUAGUUAAGAAUGAAUUAAACAAAUUGUCCAGUCUGCAAGGGAUCAGCCAUCUUUAUUCAAUGAGAGCGCUCUCCCGCCAAAAACACACACAGACCCUUUUAUAUGCGUCCACACAAAGGACUUUGCUCUGGCCACCUUUUGGCGGCCUGUAACUUUCCACAGUAUAGAAUGUUUCAGCAGUUUCUAACAUCUUCCCUAUUAGUGGUUCUAUUUUCUUAUAACUCUAACACAGUUUACACAUUUUAUACACUAUCGGGGUGGAACACUUUAGUCAUUAAAAUAACCAUACAAAUUAAUCUAUCACUCAGCCAAAGCCCAGACUUGAAUCCCACUGAAAAUCUGUGGAAAGACUUGAAGAUUGCUGUUCACCGCCGUUCCCCAUCUAACUUAACAGAGCUUGAGAAAAUAUGCAAGGAAGAAUGGGAGAAAAUCCCCAAAUCCAGAUGUGCAAAGCUGAUACAGACCUACCCAAGACGACUCAAAGCUGUAAUCGCCGCCAAAGGUGCUUCUUAUGUGAAUGAGAUAUUUCUGUAUUUCAUUUUCAAUACAUUUCAAAAAAUAUGUUUUCACUUUGUCAUUAUGCGAUAUUGUGUGUAGAUGGGUGAGAUAAACAAAAUCAAUGUAAUCCAUUUAGAAUUCAGGCAGUAACACAACAACAUGUGGAAUAAGUCAAGGGGUAUGAAUACUUUCUGAAGGCACUGUACAUAUUGUAUAGAAAAAACAAGUGAUGUUCUUUUCAUUGAGUCAUAUUUUUACAUUUGAGUUAUUUAGCAGACACUCUUAUCCAGAGGGACUUACGGUUAGUGCAUAUAUUAAUAUGUCAUUAUCUAGUUUGGAGUACUCUACCAUACAUGUAUGUGGUCUAAUCUCUCCUAUAGGAUGUGGAUGAGGCCCAUUAUGGCUACUCCUUUAAAUACCUGAAAAACAAGCCUGUAAAGGAGCUGAAUGGAGACCAGUUCCUCAAGAUGUUGCAGGCAGAGGAAGAGGGCCUGCUCACCAUAAACAUCUGUAUUGACCUGAUUGGCGUGAAGGGGUGAGGGCUUGUUAUUAUAACAUUGUGUAAUAACAUAUUAAUAACAUAGUUUGCAUCCCAAAUGGCACCAUAUUCACUAAAUAGUGUAGUGCAUUAUGUAGGGAAUAGGGUGCCAUUUGCGAUGCAGCCUCUGAGUUUUGUGUAAUAACAUAUUAAUAACAUGUAAAAAUAUAUUCCAAAAUGUGCUCUGUUUACAUGUAUAGUGUCCUGAGUCAGUCAAGUAUCCAUUAUAUCACUAUGUUUGUUGAGCAGGUACGGAGGUGACCAUGCGUACUAUGAAGAGAUAAAGCAGUUUUACUACAGAGACGAGUUCAGCCACCAGGUUCAGGAGUGGAACAGACAGCGCACUCUGGCCAUUGAACGCUCCCUCAAACAGUUCCUUUACCCGCAGAUGGCAAAAGAGCUGAAGAACAAGCUUAUUGCAGAAGCAAAGGAGAACGUCAUCAAGGUACCUCCCCACACACACACCCAAGGAGGAGGAUACAUCUUCUGCAGCAACAUCUAUUAUUAUAUAUUGUGAAGACAUUACCUCAACAUUUCAUUAGAUUUUUCUUCUUAUUUUCUUUACAUUGAUGUGACGUCGUUGCUACUGUGGUAUUGAUGACUUAUUUUCUUAUUCUGGUAUUGACUUUCCAAAGCAGGCGGCUCAGAGCAUUGAUAUAUGUUGAGCCUGCUACAGUGUUGUGAUAGUGGUUGCCCGCCCCUCAGGCCUGCAGCAGGAAGCUGUAUAACUGGCUAAAGGUGGCGCCCUAUCGGCCCGACCAACAAGUGGAGGAGGACGAGGAGCUCAUGUCUGAGGCCCAGGGCAAAGGGAUCCGCGUGCUGGGAGUGGCCUUCUCAUCCAGCAGGUAGAGUACUGCACACUGUCUCUGACUUCACUUUGGGUGUGUCCCAAAUGGCAUCCUAUUCUCUAUGUAGUGCACUACUUUUGACUAGACCCUGUGUAUCUCUUGCCAAAAGUAGUGCACCAUAUAGGGAAUAUGGUGUCAUUUGGGACACUGACACUACCUUCAGUUCAUUGUCUUUACCACUUUUACAGUCAGCUAAAUUGAAUGACUUAUGGUUUGUGACCAUAGAAUUAGGAAUUAGAAUACUAGAAUGGACAUGAACCUUCUUAUGAUGGGAUAAAGGUCAGCCAUUUUGGUCAGGGAGUUGGUCAACCAUGGUUUGCCAGUGCUGUGAUAAAAUAUUGUGUAAAAUAAUGAAUUUCAAGAAUGUAUCUGCACUGUAUGUUUGUUAGCAAGCUAGCCAGCAAGUUUUAGAGGAAUGAUUCCAUACAUUUUUCAAAUGAUCUGCCAAUAUACCAACAUUGCAUUCAGUCAAUAGAUGUGGUAAAGAGGUCAAUGGAAUGCAGACCGUGGUGGAUAGAAGGACCCCGGAUUGGCGCACAUUCAACAAAUCUGAUCAAACAAUGUAGAUAUUUGUCAAAUCCAGCCCACAAUGUGGUUACUAAAGUCCGAUUUGGAUAUACACUACAUGACCAAAAGUAUGUGGACACCUGCUCGUCGAACAUCUCAUUCCAAAAUCAUGGGCAUUAAUAUGGAGUUGGUCCUCCCUUUGCUGCUAUAACAGCCUCCACUCUUCUGGGAAGGCUUUCCACUAGAUGUUGGAACAUUGCUGCGGGUACUUGCUUCCAUUCAGUCACAAGAGCAUUAGUGAGGUCAGGCACUGAUGUUGGGCGAUUAGGCCUGGCUCGCAGUCGGCGUUCCAAUUCAUCCCAAAGGUGUUCGAUGGGGUUGAGGUCAGGGCUCUGUGAAGGCCAGUCAAGUUCUUCCACACCGAUCUCGACAACCCAUUUCUGUAUGGACCUCGCUUUGUGCACAGGGGCAUUGUCAUGCUGAAACAGGAAAGGGCCUUCCCCAAACUGUUGCCACAAAGUUGGAAGCACAGAAUCGUCUAGAACAGGGGUGUCAAACGUACGGCCCGCGGGCCGGAUCAGGCCCGCAAACGGGUUUAAUCAGGCCCGCGAGAUGAUUUUUGGAAGAUUUUGGAAGUUUUUUUUUUUUUUGGGUAAAGUAUAAAAAUGCGCUGCAAUUUUUCUAUAAAAUAAACUGCUGUUCCAAUUGCGUCCACUGGAUGGCGCAAUAGCAAUUGUGUUAAGCAAGCAAACUGUUUAUACCGGGGCAGAGCAAGUAGGUCAAGCACGUGCAGCCAAUGAGCUACUUUGUUUUGCCCGCGAUAUUUAUUACGGCUUCUACUUUUAACAUUAUGUGCUUUGGCACCCUCAUUGCCCCAAUAUGUCUCUGUCAAAAAAGAGAAAAGUGGACGCAGAGUGCAGAGUGUUCCAAGAAAAAUGGUCAUCCUAUUUAUUCACGGAAUUGAAUGGGAAAGCUGUAUGUUUGGUGUGUUCAGAGCAUGUUGCAGUGCUGAAAGAAUAUAACCUUCGUCGCCAAUAUGUGAGUCUUCAUGCCGACAAAUAUGACAACUUUCAAGGACAGCGGAGAUGAGAGAAGGUGAAUGAACUGUUGGCGGGUCUGAAGAAACAGCAGUCUGUGUUUACUCACAGCCGAGACAUCAGUGACGCUGCAGUGAAAGCUAGCUACCUCAUUGCUAAUGAAAUCGCAGUGGCUUCAAAACCAUUUAGUGAGGGUGAAUUUGUAAAAACAUGCAUGAUGAAGGCAGCGGAGAUUGUGUGCCCUGAAAAGCGGCAGGCUUUUGCAAAUAUCAGCCUGACAAGAAACAUAGUUGCAGACAGGAUUUCCGAUCUUUCAGUGGAUUUGGACAGCCAGUUGAAGCAAAAAGUAAAGUCAUUUAUUGCGUUUUCGGUUGCAAUUGAUGAAAGCACGGACAUUACAGAUGUUGCACAACUGGCCAUUUUCAUCCGCGGAGUUGAUGACACAUUGACCGUCACCGAGGAGUUCGUGGAGUUGGUGCCGAUGACAGAUACAACGACAGCAGCUGAUAUUUUUACCGCACUCGUCGGCGCGCUGGACAGGGUCGGAGUGGACUGGUCCCGCGCUGUCAGCCUGGCUACAGAUGGUGCGCCCUCAAUGAUCGGGAAAAAAGCAGGCGUUGUGACAAAGUUCAGAGAGAAAGUGCAAUCUGCAAAUGAAGGAUGUGAUUUUUUGACUUUUCACUGUAUUUUGCACCAGGAGGCUUUGUGUUGUAAGUCAUUAAAGAUGGAUAACGUCAUGAAGGUGGUCAUCCAAACUGUUAAUUUCAUCCGAUCCAGAAGCCUGAAUCACCGUCAGUUUGACAGCCUUCUCAGAGAGAAAGACCACAUCUAUGGCCUGCCAUACCACACUGAGGUAAGAUGGUUAAGCCGAGGUGCUGUGCUGAGGCGUUUCUUUGAUUUACGAGAAGAAAUUGAACAGUUCAUGGAAGAAAAGGGCAAACCAGUGUUAGAAUUUCAUUCCGCAGAAUGGAUGCAGGACCUUGCAUUUAUGGUGGAUGUUACAGAGCACCUGAAUAACUUGAACAAACAGCUGCAAGGGCGCAACAAAGUUGUCACGCAGUAUUAUGACAGCAUACGUUCUUUCAAGUUGAAGCUGUCAUUGGGGGAGACGCAACUUGCCGGUGGUGAUGCAGCUCACUUCCCCUGUCUGAAAAAUGUGUGCGCGACCCAACAUGUGGCAGAGAUGAAGCGGUUCAAAGAUAAAAUAACGGGACUGUUACGGGAGUUUGAGCAACGCUUUCAGAUUUAUGUUUAUGUUUUUAUGUUGAUGUGCUAUUGUUUUUAAUUGUUUCUAUUUGUAUAUUUAACCUAUUCUUGACUCUGUGGUUCUUGCACUUGUUUGGGGAACAGGAUUUCAUUAUUUUUAUCUACAUUUCUGCCUGAGAAAUGACACCCUGAUAUAGUUCUGUGAUCUGUGAUAUACUUCUGUGAAUCACUGAGGCAUUGUGUGUUUGUGUGUUCUUUGUCCUCAGAACUUUCAAAUAACUUGAGGUGUUUUAUGAUUAAUAGUGAUGUUGUGCUUUUGGACACUGUCCUCAGGCUCCAGCUUUAUGUUUAUAUGUUUUUAUGUUGAUGUGCUAUUGUUUUUAAUUGAUUUUAUUUUAUUUGUAUAUUUAACCUAUUCUUGACUCUGUGGUUCUUGCACUUGUUUGGGGAACAGGAUUUCAUUAUUUUUAUCUACAUUUCUGCCUGAGAAAUGACACCCUGAUAUAGUUCUGUGAUCUGUGAAACAGUUCUGUUAAUCACUGAGGCAUUGUGUGUUUGUGUGUUCUUUUUCUUUAGAAUUUUCAAAUAAACUUGACGUGUUUUAUAAUUAAUAGUGAUGUUGUGCUUGUACUAUUUUGGACACACUGUCCUCAGGCUCCAGCUUUAUGCUGUAUGUUGAUCGUAUUAAAACAAAGAAAACAAUCUGAAGUUGUUGUUUUUAAGUUAUAUAUACACCAUGAUUUUUCCGGUCCGGCCCACUUGGGAAUAGAUUUUCCUCCAUGUGGCCCCUGAGCUAAAAUGAGUUUGACACCCCUGGUCUAGAAUGUCAUUGUAUGCUGUAGCGUUAAGAUUUCCCUUCACUGAAAUUAAGGGGCCUAGCCGGAACCAUGAAAAACAGCCCCAGACCAUUAUUCCUCCUCCACCAAACUUUAGUUGGCACUAUGCAUUGGGGCAGGUAGCAUUCUCCUGGCAUUCGCCAAACCCAGAUUUGUCCGUUGGACUGCCAGAUGGUAAAGCGUGAUUCAUCACUCCAGAGAAUGCGUUUCCACUGCUCUAGAGUCUAAUGGCGGCAAGUUUUACACCACUCCAGCCGACGCUUGGCAUUGCGCAUGGUGAUCGUAGGCUUGUGUGCAGCUUCUCGGCCUUGAAAACCCAUUUCAUGAAGCUCCUGACGAACAGUUCUUGUACUGACGUUGCUUCCAGAGGCAGUUUGGAACUCGGUAGUGAGUGUUGCAACCGAAGACAGAUGUUUUUUACGCGCUUCAGCACUCAGCAGUCCCGUUCUAUGAGCUUGUGUGGCCUACCACUUCGCGGCUGAGCCAUUGUUGGAAAGGUGGCAUCCUAUGAUGGUUCCAUGUUGAAAGUCACUGAGCUCUUCAGUAAGGGCAAUCUACAGCCAAUGUUUGUCUAUGGAGGUUGCAUGGCUGUGUGCUCGACUUUAUACACCUGUCAGCAACGAGUGUGGGUGAAAUUGCCGAAUCCGCUAAUUUGAAGGGGUGUCCACAUACUUUUGUAUACAGGUAAAAGUCAGUAAAUUAGAAUAUUUUGAAAAACUUGAUUUAUUUCAGUAAUUGCAUUCAAAAGGUGUAACUUGUACAUUAUAUUUAUUCAUUGCACACAGACUGAUGCAUUCAAAUGUUUAUUUCAUUUAAUUUUGAUGAUUUGAAGUGGCAACAAAUGAAAAUCCAAAAUUCCGUGUGUCACAAAAUUAGAAUAUUGUGUAAGGGUUACAUUUUGAAGACACCUGGUGCCACAAAAUAAUCAGCUGAUUAACUCAAAACACCUGCAAAGGGCUUUAAAUGGUCUCUCAGUCCAGUUCUGAAGCCUACACAAACAUGGGGAAGACUUCAGAUUUGACAGCUGUCCAAAAGGCGACCAUCGACACAUUGCACAAGGAGGGAAAGACACAAAAGGUUAUUGCAGAAGAGGCUGGCUGUUCUCAGAGCUCUGUGUCCAAACACAUUAAUAGAGAGGCAAAGGGAAGGAAAAACUGUGGUCAGAAAAAGUGUACAAGCGAUAGGGAUCACCGCGCCCUAGUCAAGAUUGUGAAAAAAAAACCCAUUCAAAAAUGUGGGGGAGAUUCACAAGGAGUGGACAGCUGCUGGAGUCAGGGCUUCAAGAUCCACCACCAAGAGACGCUUGAAAGACAUGGGUUUCAACUGCCGCAUACCUCGUGUCAAGCCACUGUUGACCAAGAAACAGCGCGAAAAGCGUCUCACCUGGGCUAAGGAAAAAAAGAGCUGGACUGCUGCUGAGUGGUCUAAAGUCAUGUUUUCUGACGAAAGCAAAUUUUGCAUUUCCUUUGGAAAUCGAGGUCCCAGAGUCUGGAGGAAGACAGGAGAGGCACAGGAUCCACGUUGCCUGAAGUCUAGUGUAAAGUUUCCACCAUCAGUGAUGGUUUGGGGUGCCAUGUCAUCUGCUGGUGUCGGUCCACUCUGUUUCCUGAGAUCAAGGGUCAACGCAGCCGUCUACCAGCAAGUUUUAGAGCACUUCAUGCUUCCUGCUGCUGACCUGCUCUAUGGAGAUGGAGAUUUCAGGUUCCAACAGGACUUGGCGCCUGCACACAGCGCAAAAUCUACCCGUGCCUGGUUUACGGACCAUGGUAUUUCUGUUCUAAAUUGGCCAGCCAACUCCCCUGACCUUAGCCCCAUAGAAAAUCUGUGGGGUAUUGUGAAAAGGAAGAUGCAGAAUGCCAGACCCAACAACGCAGAAGAGUUGAAGGCCACUAUCAGAGCAACCUGGGCUCUCAUAACACCUGAGCAGUGCCAGAAACUCAUCGACUCCAUGCCACGCCGCAUUAAUGCAGUAAUUGAGGCAAAAGGAGCUCCAACCAAGUAUUGAGUAUUGUACAUGCUCAUAUUUUUCAUUUUCAUACUUUUCAGUUGGCCAACAUUUCUAAAAAAUCCCUUUUUUGUAUUAGCCUUAAGUAAUAUUCUAAUUUUGUGACACACGGAAUUUUGGAUUUUCAUUUGUUGCCACUUCAAAUCAUCAAAAUUAAAUGAAAUAAACAUUUGAAUGCAUCAGUCUGUGUGCAAUGAAUAAAUAUAAUGUACAAGUUACACCUUUUGAAUGCAAUUACUGAAAUAAAUCAAGUUUUUCAAAAUAUUCUAAUUUACUGACUUUUACCUGUAUAUAGUGUAUUUGGCUGCAUAACAUUUAGAAAUAGUUCCUUCUCAGGUUUAGAAGAAUUUAGUGAUUGCUAUGCUAACUCCCGUUCGUAUAAGCUGGUAGCAUAGCUAGCAUAGAGAAAUCGGUGGUGGUAGUCAGUCCUUUUAACUGUAAUGCAGUUGAUUGGUGACGAUGACACGUGUAGGCUAAUUUUGCUGGGGGGCAAUGAGGAGAUUCGGGAUCUUUCCCCUACGGCAUCUUUCACCCUACGCGUUUCCAUGGCAUUUCCAUUAUUUUGGUUGAGUUACGUUGACCUCUUUACCACAUUUAUGUAGUCAAUCCACAGCCAUACACUGGCUAUCAUAUAAUAUCACUCAAAGCUUUCUAAGAAAACAUGUUUUACAAUUAUGGUCUGUUUAUAUAUUUUAGAGGCUAUUUAUACAGAGAAACUGUAUUUAUAAUUAUAUCACAAUAUUUUAGGUUGACAAUAAUUCUAUUACACAAUUUUUGAUAUAUCACAUGCCUUACUUUUAUUUUACUGCAUAAGUCAGGAUUAUGCCUCUACUGCCAUUCAUUCCAAUUAGACUGGUUUGGAUUUCUCCCUGGCCAAUAUGGCUGCCAUUUUCACCCCAUUCUGGAACUUUGAGGGUUUAUGACAUGGCCCCUCUAGUAAUUUAAUAGGACUUCUGUUUUUGUGACUUAGUUAUUAUUCACUGCAAACCUCUGUCUGUCCGCAGAGACACCCCAGUGUUCUGUGCCCUGGUGAACUGUGACGGAGAGGUGGGGGAUUUCCUCAGGCUUCCUUACUUCCUGAAGAGGAGGAACGCAUGGAGGGAGGAUGAAAGGGAAAAAAAGGUAUUUAUGAAACCAAACCAAGGGUGAGUCCUAAAUAGCACCCUAUUUACAUUUACAUUUUAGUCAUUUAGCAGACGCUGUUAUCCAGAGCAACUUACAGUAGUGAGUGCAUACAUUUUCAUACUUUUUUUGUUCGUACCAUAGGGCUCUGGUAAAAAGUAGUGCACUAUGUAGGGAAUAGGGUCCAUUUGGGACACAAGGCAACCAUCCAAUGUUGACCAUGUUCUAAUAUUUGUCCUACCAUACCUUUUAGAUCCACGAUAUUGAAACCCUGAAGACGUUUCUGAAUGGCAAGAAGCCUCACAUCAUCGCUAUAGCUGGGGAGAACAGGUGUGAAACCCUCUCCUGCUUUCUUUCACCUGUGGCCUUCUUAGACUGCUGUUUGAAGAAGGUUACUAACAUGACUGAGGAUGCAUCCCAAACGGCAUCCUAUUCCCUAUAUAGUGCACUACUUCCUGAAUGUUUGUAAUGUUCCCCCUCCACUCCCUGUGCAGGGACGCCCAGAUGGUGAUUGAGGACAUUAAACGCACUGCCAGUGAGCUGGAGCAGGAGUCCUCCUUCCCCACCAUCGGGGUGGAGCUGGUUGACAAUGAACUGGCCAUGCUCUACAUGAACAGCAAGAAGUCAGAGGUCAAGUCCUGACCUCAUUUCCUUAAACAUGUUUUCUUUAUUCUCACAAGACAAACAUUUCUUAAUCUCAAUUGUAUCUACAUUGGAGGUAUUCUACAUACUGUAGCUCCCAAAAGUAUCUGUGUGGUCCACAAUGUGGUUUUUAAAUCUGUAAUAUGUAUUGCCAAUUGAUUUUCUCUUAACUUUUAACUCUGCAUAUUUUUCUAUUUCUCCAAUCCACAGGCAGAUUUCCGGGACUACCCCCCUCUCCUGAGACAGGCUGUGUCUGUGGCCAGGAAGAUCCAGGACCCCCUGGUGGAGUACGCUCAGGUGUGCAGCAGUGACGAGGACAUCCUCUGCCUCAAGUUGCACCCUUUGCAGGUACUGAUGACAUCAUCCAGACUGAGUUCCAAAUAGGGCUCUGAUCAAAGGUAGCGCACUAUAUAGUGAAUAGGGUGCCAUUCAGGACGCAACCCCUGUCUCCAUUAGGCCAGGCGUGGUUGGGAGAUCAUCAUCACCUAGCGGUGGCUUUGAUGAAAACACACAGGUGGUUUACAGAGAUCCUUUAGAAACCCCUACUAAAAUCAUGAAAGUGGCCAUUUUAGGCCCUUUUCAGACCUAUACAUGCCCCCUGUAAGACCCAAUGAUCAGUGAACCGUACAUGAUACAGACAACACCUGUCAUUAUACUCUUAACAUUGUUCUCUAAAAUAUGGAGUAUCGCUACAUUCUGAAAUACAAUUUUACAUGUGAAUUUAUUAAACAUUAUAACUAUUAAUAUGAAUGUCUCAAAAGUAUCCUUUUUGAUUUUGUUCAUGUUUAGACCGAUUGUUUUAAACAAUAUACUCUACAAGUACAUCACAUUUCCAGAGUGAGUUAAAGUUAUGAUACAUUUUAUGAGCACCCCCGACACAGUGAAUGGGAAAAUGGAUUCAAAGGGAACGCCCUCUUCUGGUGAUUUGCUGAAUGUGCAAUCCUACAGGAGGGCUGUGAUUGGUUAAUGACCUAGAAUGGCAACAUAUAAAACUGAUAAUUUCUUCAAAAGUAGCAGAGAUCCCACUCUUGAAAUUGUUUGUGUUUGACGAGUAUAUUGUUCCAAACACCAAGAUUUUGUCUGUAAAAUGUAUGGUUCACUGAUCAUAGGGUCUUACAGGAGGCAGGUAUAGGUCUUAAAAGGGACUAAAAUGGUUAUAAACUUUUUUGGGGGAUACAAAUUUUUAAAGCAUGUUAAAAAUCUUUCCACCCAAAUUAAGUUUUUAUGUGAGAAUUGCCAGAAAAAUCGGUGAUUACAUGAAUAUUUUCGGACCAUGCUGGCGUGGAAUCGGCCAAAUGCAGAAGCAAGUCUAGUUGACUGUACAUGAUAAUCAUAGUCUGGUUUGAAUCAAAGUCUGUGAAUCAAUGUGUCUGUAAAGAGUGAGUCUGACUUCUCUGUCUGCCUCCCACACAGGAGCAUGUAUUGAAGGAGGACCUGCUGAAUGCUUUGUACUGUGAGUUCAUCAACCGGGUGAAUGAAGUGGGUGUGGAUGUGAACCGGGCCAUGGCCCACCCCUACACCCAGAGCCUGUUGCAGUACGUCUGUGGCUUGGGGCCCAGGAAGGGAUCCCACCUGCUCAGGGUAAGACAUAGAUCACUUGAGGCAUCUAGAUUGCCAACAUGUUAAUACAAUGUAAUUACAGUGUUACUACACAGAUAUAAGAGCAACAGUUGAAGUCGGAAGUUUACAUACACUUAAGUUGGAGUCAUUAAAACUUGUUUUUCAACCACUCCACAAAUGUCUUGUUAACAAACUAUCGUUUUGGCAAGUCGGUAAGGACAUCUACUUUGUGCAUGACACAAGUAAUUUUUCCAACAAUUGUAUACAGACGGAUUAUUUCACUUAUAAUUCACUGUAUCGCAAUUCCAGUGGGUCAGAAGUUUACAUACACUAAGUUGACUGUGCCUUUAAACAGCUUGGAAAAUUCCAGAAAAUGAUGUCAUGGCUUUAGAAACUUCUGAUAGGCUAAUUGACAUCAUUUGAGUCAAUUGGAGGUGUACCUGUAGAUGUAUUUCAAGGCCUACCUUCAAACUCAGUGCCUCUUUGCUUGACAUCAUGGGAAAAUCAAAAGAAAUCAGCCAAGAGCUCAGAAUUUUUUUUGUAGACCUCCACAAGUCUGGUUCAUUCUUGGGAGCUGUUUCCAAACGCCUGAAGGUACCACGUUUAUCUGUACAAACAAUAGUAUGCAAGUAUAAACACCAUGGGACCACGCAGCCGUCAUACCGCUCAGGAAGGAGACGCGUUCUGUCUCCUAGAGAUGAACGUACUUUGGUGUGCGAAAAGUGCAAAUCAAUCCCAGAACAACAGCAAAGGACCUUGUGAAGAUGCUGGAGGAAACAGGUACCAAACGAUCUAUAUCCACAGUAAAACGAGUCCUAUAUCGACAUAACCUGAAAGGCCGCUCAGCAAGGAAGAAGCCACUGCUCCAAAACUGCCAUAAAAAAGCCAGACUAUGGUUUGCAACUGCACAUGGGGACAAAUAUUGUACUUUUUGGAGAAAUGUCCUCUGGUCUGAUGAAACAAAAAUAGAACUGUUUGGCCAUAAUGACCAUCGUUAUGUUUGGAGGAAAAAGGGGGUCGCUUGCUAGCCGAAGAACACCAUCCCAACCGUGAAGCACGGGGGUGGCAGCAUCAUGCUGUGGGGGUGCUUUGCUGCAGGAGGGACUGGUGCACUUCACAAAAUAGAUGGCAUCAUGAGGAAGGAAAAUGAUGUGAAUAUAUUGAAGCAACAUCUCAAGACAUCAGUCAGGAAGUUAAAGCUUGGUCGCAAAUGGGUCUUCCAAAUGGACAAUGACCCCAAGCAUACUUCCAAAGUUGUGGCAAAAUGGCUUAAGGACAACAAAGUCAAGGUAUUGGAGUGGCCAUCACAAAGCCCUGACCUCAAUCCUAUAGAAAAUAUGUGGGCAGAACUGAAAAGGUGUGUGCGAGCAAGGAGGCCUACAAACCUGACUCAGUUACACCAGCUCUGUCAGGAGGAAUGGGCCAAAAUUCACCUAAUUUAUUGUGGGAAGCUUGUGGAAGGCUACUCGAAACGUUUGACCCAAGUUAAACAAUUUAUAGGCAAUGCUACCAAAUCCUAAUUGAGUGUAUGUAAACUUCUGACCCACUGGGAAUGUGAUGAAAGAAAUAAAAGCUGAAGUAAAUCAUUCUCUCUACUAUUUUUCUGACAUUUCACAUUCUUAAAAUAAAGUGGUGAUCCUAACUGACCUAAGACAGGGAAUUAUUACUAGGAUUAAAUGUCAGGAAUUGUGAAAAACUGAGUUUAAAUGUAUUUGGCUAAGGUGUAUGUAAACUUCCGACUUCAACUGUAUACCAAGUGUUACCAGAUAGAAUUGAUCAAAAUACAGUAGCAAUAUUUACCUAUAUGUUUUUAUUAUGACAGUAUCUUAGAAUAAUUCAGUACUCUACUGCAGGGGUUCCCAAACUUCACUCAGCCCCCCCCCCCCCCGCGUCUAUUUCUACGACACAAACUAUUCACACCCCUCUUGUUGGCGGAGAGAACAUUGUGCAUGUUUAAAGCUCAUUUUCUUUCAAUUCUAUACAUUUUGCCAUGUCUAAUGUGUAUUCAUGUGAUUUCUGAGUGACUCAAACAUUACGACAAAGUCUAUGAGCAAACAAACCUAGCUAAAAAAUGUUAGCUGACAUGGCCUAGUUGAUCAAAUGGACAUUAUAAAUAGCUCUCUAAGGUAUGCAAUGACAGACAUGAUGAGAAAAACUGCUGAUGCACUACCCAAUUUCGAAAUUGCACCUUGUGCAUUUUACUAUUACAACUUUCAAGAGUAAGUUGAAAGCCUGAACCUGCGCACCCUAUAGUUUGGGAACCACUGCUCUACUGUACUGACCUCUAACAGAUAUCUUUACAUGUACAUUUAUCCAUCUGUUUCCAGAUCCUGAAGCAAAAUAAUACUCGUCUGGAGAACCGCACUCAGCUGGUCACCAUGUGUCACAUGGGCCCCAAGGUCUUCAUCAACUGUGCUGGUUUCAUCAAGAUUGACACAGCUUCUCUGGGAGAUAGGUCAGUCUCAGAACAUUGGGCAUGGUCAUUCUUACAAUACUGCAGAAAAUACCUGAGACUAAACACCAUAUUGUUAAUAGAAAUUCAACUCAUAAUAGUAACAGUGAAUAGCUUGACAAAACUAAUUUUAUUGACAUCACACAGCCAAUUCACUAAAUAACUUAAUCAUUGACAUUAAGUGUCUCUCCCUACCUGCAGUACUGACUCCUAUAUUGAGGUUCUGGAUGGGUCGCGGGUGCACCCAGAGACCUACGAGUGGGCCAGGAAGAUGGCCGUGGACGCUCUGGAGUACGAUGAGUCAGCGGAGGACGCCAACCCGGCCGGGGCACUGGAGGAGAUCCUGGAAAACCCGGAGCGGCUCAAAGACCUGGACUUGGAUGCCUUCGCUGAGGAGCUGGAAAGACAGGUCAGUGUGGGAGAUGUAGGCUGCGUCCCAGAAGUAGUGCACUAUAUAGGGAAUAAGGUGCCAUUUGGAACACAUCUGUUGUCCUACUCUGGGUGGGUAUGAAGAGCUUGCAUACUCCUCCUGAUCUGAUGACAUUGUAGUGCUCACUCUUUGAGACUCUUUGUGUCCACAGGGUUAUGGUAACAAGGGCAUCACCCUGUAUGACAUCCGUGCUGAGCUGAGCUGCCGGUACAAAGACCUGAGGUCCACCUACAGAGGACCUAACACAGAGGAGAUCUUCAACCUGCUCACCAAGGAGACACCAGAGACCUUCUACAUCGGUACGUACUGUUCCUUCUCAACCAGAGCCUUAUUGAUAUCUCUUUCAAAGUGAUGGGUUAACACUACCAUGCUUUUUUUUUUUUGGGUGCAGGGAGUCACAGCCCCAAAGUUGACAUAGUAGAAAACAUGUAUAUAUCCCUUAUUGGUAUCUCAACACUGUUUGUCUUUGUCCUGUCCUGCCUCUCUAGGUAAACUUAUCACCAGUGUGGUGACAAGCAUUGCUCACCGGCGCCCCCAGGGGGAGAGUUAUGACCAGGCCAUAAGGAAUGAUGAGACAGGUCUGUGGCAGUGUCCUUUCUGUCAACAGGACAACUUCCCUGAGCUCAGCGAGGUGAGAAUCUGAUAUACUCCAUAUUCUGCUGCAAUCUAUACUGAAAGCCAAUCUGAAGAGUGGUGGGCUAUGGGUUUUAAGUUCCUAGCUUAUUAUUUGUUGCUAUAAUUAUAUUGGCCACAGCUGUCUUUUUGAUCAACAAAGUUUGACAUAGCCUCUGUUCUCUCUGGCAGGUGUGGAAUCAUUUUGACAGUGGCUCCUGCCCUGGCCAAGCUAUUGGGGUCCGCUGUCGCAUGGACAACGGAGUCACCGGCUUUAUCCCCACCAAGUUCCUCAGUGACAAAGUGGUCAAGCACCCUGAAGAAAGGGUUAAGGUAUCACGGUAGUUUCCCAAAAAAGAUAUCUCGAUUUCAGUAUAACUAACAGUCUAUUACCAAAGUCAUAUAACACUUUAACUUUAACCUGCUGUAGGUGGGCAUGACAGUGCACUGCAGGAUCAUGAAGAUUGACAUUGAGAAGCUCAGUGUGGAUCUGACCUGUCGGACGUCAGACCUGUCAGAUAAGAACAAUGACUGGAAGCUUCCCAAGGACACCUACUACGACUUUGACACUGAGACAGAGGAUGUGAAGCAGGAGGAGGAGGCCAAGAAGAAACAGCAGAGAACAAGUGUGUACCUGUCUGAGAGCUUACUGUACAUCUCUAGAUGGAGAACAUAUCUGGAAUUAAUAAAUUUGUAAAGUUACAUUUUGGAUUCAUCUUUAUUAUUGGUUGAUUUUGGUAAUGGUAGUAAGAGUUGUUUUUGGUCCGGUUUCCGGGACACCGUUUAAGCCUAGUCCUGGAAUAAGUAGCAUGUUCAUUUGAGAUUCUCCAUUUAAAGUGUUUUUUAGUCCAGGACUAGGCUACAUGUGUGUCUGGGAAACCAGCCCUAAUAAUAUAAUACUGAACGCUAAAAUACAGCUUUCGACUCCCUAUAGCCUACAUCAAGAGGGUGAUAGCCCACCCAUCGUUCCAUAACAUCAACUUCAAGCAGGCAGAGAAGAUGAUGGAGUCCAUGGACCAGGGAGAUGUGAUCAUCAGGCCCAGCAGUAAGGGAGAGAACCACCUGACUGUUACUUGGAAGGUUGCUGAUUGCAUCUACCAGCACAUUGAUGUACGAGAGGAGGGCAAGGAGAACGCCUUCAGCCUGGGACAUACCCUGUGGAUCAACACUGAGGUCAGCUCCAUUCACAGGCUUCUUCAUUAUGAAGCAGUAUAUGCCUGUAUGAAUAAAAAUAUGUGCAUCCAAAAUGGCACCCUUUCCCUAUAUAAUCCACAAAAGUAGUGCACUAUGUAGGGAAUAGUGCGCCAUUUGGCACAAAACCAAUGUGUUUCACUGUUUUAGUAGGUUGUGUGACCUAUUUCCCAGGAAUUUGAAGAUCUGGAUGAAAUCACAGCCAGAUACGUUCAACCAAUGGCUGCAUUUGCUUGCGAUCUGCUUGGUCACAAGUAUUUUCAAGAAUGCAGUGGUGGAGACCGAAAGGUUGGAACAAGGAUAUACUUUCUUUCAAUUCACAGUAUCAUUGUGUAUGAAUAUGUUUUUAUGUGUGUAUCAGUCUAUCUGCCAGUUUGUGUGUGUUUGAGACCUGUUUUCUGAAUUGCAGAAAAUGGAGGAGGUCUUGGUGAAAAGCAAGAAGGAGAAGCCUACAUUCAUCCCCUACUAUGUGUCUGCCUGUAGAGAGCUGCCAGGGAAGUUUCUGCUCGGUUACCAGCCCCGCGGAAAGCCAAGGUUACCUCAGGACUGCCAACCACACUAGCUGCUGCCUUUGUCAUUCAAAUCAACACCCAUUUAUAGGAUGCAUGGAUUUGCAUAGUGUCAUUUUUUCCCGUGUGCAAUUCACACCCUAAAGAGAAAAGCUCUUGUGUUGGAAAUGGUACUGCCUCACCCAAACCCAAACACAGAAUGUGUGUCAGGACAGUAGGGGAAGCAUGAAGUGCCUGUUUGUCUCUGCCUCUGUUGCCUGCUAAGAGCAAGAGUGAUCAUUGGUGCUUGUUUAGAGACUUGAAAGGACAUGAACAUAAACAUUAACCCUUACUUACCACUCUCUCACUAGCUCCGCAGGGUUUGUCACAUGUAUCCACAGUAAUCAUCACUGUUCAGUGAACCUUCAUAAAUACAGUACUGUGAUAAUGUAAUGUAAUUUCAUAGUCUCCCGAGUGGCGCAGUGGUGUAAGGCACUGCAUCGCAGUGCUAGCUGUGCCACUAGAGAUCCUGGUUCGAAUCCAGACUCUGUCGUAGCCGGCCGCGACCGGGAGACCCAUGGGGCGGCGCACAAUUAGUUGGUAGAGCAUGGCGUUUGCAACGCCAGGGUUGUGGGUUCGAUUCCCACGGGGGGCCAGUAUGAAAAUGUAUGCACUCACUUAACUGUAAGUCGCUCUGGAUAAGAGCGUCUGCUAAAUGACUAAAAUGUAAAUGUAAAAAAAAUGUAUGCACUCAUGUACAGUGCAUUCGGAAAGUAUUCAGACCCCUUCCCUUUUUCCACAUUUUGUUACGUUACAGCCUUAUUCUAAAACUGAUUACAUUAUUUUUACUCCUGUCAAUCUACACACAAUACCCCAUAAUGACAAAGCGAAAACAGAAAUACCUUAUUUACGUAAGUAUUCAGACACUUUGCUAUAGUCCACUUGUGGUAAAUUCAAUUGAUUGGACAUGAUUUGGAAAAGCACACACCUGUUUAUAUAAGGUCCCACAGUUGACAGUACAUGUCAGAGCAAAAACCAAGCCAUGAGUUAGAAGGAAUUGUCCGUAGAGCUCCGAGAUAGGAUUGUGUUGAUGCACAGACCUGGGGAAGUGUACCAAAACAUUUCUGCAGCAUUGAAGGUCCCCAAGAACACAGUGGCCUCCAUCAUUCUUAAAUGGAAGAAUUUUGGAACCACCAAGACUCUUCCUAGAGCUGGCCGCCCGGCCAAACUGAGCAAUCGGGGGAGAAUGGCCAUAGUCAGGGAGGUGACCAAGAACCCGAUGGUCACUCUGACAGAGCUCCAGAGGUCCUCUGUGGAGAUGGGAGAACCUUCCAGAAGGACAACCAUCUCUGCAGCACUCCACCAAUCAGGCCUUUAUGGUAGAGUGGUCAAAUGGUAGCCACUCAGGAAAAGGCACAUGACAGCCCGCUUGGAGUUUGCCAAAAGACACCUAAAGGAUUCUCAGACUAUGAGAAACAAGAUUCUCUGGUCUGAUGAAACCAAGAUUGAACUCUUUGGCCUGAAUGCCAAGCGUAAUGUCUGGAGGAAACCUGGCACCAUCCCUACGGUGAAGCAUGGUGGUGGCAGCAUCAUGCUGUGGGAAUGUUUUUCAGUGGCAGGGACUGGGAGACUAGUCAGGAUCGAGGGAAGGAUGAACGGAGCAAAGUACAGAGAGAUCCUUGAUAAAAACCUGCUCCAGAGCGCUCAGGACCUCCGACUGGGGCGAAGGUUCACCUUCCAACAGGACAACAACCCUAAGCACAGAGCCAAGACAAUGCAGGAGUGGCUUCGGGAGAAGUCUCUGAAUGUCCUUGAGUGGCCCAGCCAGAGCUCGGACUUGAACCCGAUCUAACAUCUCUGGAGAGACCUGAAAAUAGCGACGCUCCCCAUCCAACCUGACAGAGCUUGAGAGGAUCUGCAGAGAAGAAUGGGAGAAACUCACCAAAUACAAGUGUGCCAAGCUUGUAACGUCAUACCCAAGAAGACUCGAGGCUGUAAUCGCUGCCAAAGGUGCUUCAACAAAGUACUGAGUAAAGGGUCUGAAUAAAACUGCAUUGUUGGUUAAGGGCUUGUAAGUAAGCAUUUCACUAUAAGGUCUACCUGUUGUAUUCGGUGCAUGUGAGAAAUAACAUUUGAUUUGAUUUGAAUACUUAUGUAAAUGUGAUAUUUCAGUUUUAGUUUUAUUGUUUUUUGCAACAAUUUCUAAAAAGCUGCAUUUGUUUUGUCAUUAUGGGGUAUUGUGUGUAGAUUGAUGAGGGGGAAAAAAACAAUUUAAUCAAUUUUAGAAUAAUGCUUUCCGAAUUCACUGUAAUGUCAUUGUUAGAAUGUCAUAAUCAGAACGUCAUGACUUUUCUCUGGCAUGCAGGGUUGAGUUUGUGACUGUCACGCCUGAGGGGUUCAGAUACAGAGGCCAGGUUUUUCCCACAGUCAAUGGACUUUUCCGCUGGUUCAAAGACCAUUUCCAGGAGCCAGUGGCAGGUCAGAGCAUUUACAGAAUGCUGCCUUAGAAAUGCCUCACAAUGAAACAUACAGACCAGGGUAAUCAUGCUCUAAUGACAGAUUCACUUCUGUUAUCUGAUAUUUGGUAUUUCUCCUACAGGGAUUACUCCCAGCAGCAGCAGUAGAACACGUACCCCAGCCUCUAUCAAUGCCACUCCAGCCAAUAUUAACAUUGCAGGUCAGUUUAGGGCCGGGACUAUACUAGUAUCGCCAUAUUUUUUCCAUGGCAAAAAUGAAAACACGAAGCAGACUUCUCUCUUUGGUCCUUUAGAAACCUUCUGUAUGUAUAAUAUUGUGUGCUAUAGCUUGGAAAAUAAAUAGAUGUGACUCUGGAUGACAACAUAAUGAUGUUUGGUUCCAACAUCAGGGCUGUUUUCCUAAAUAAAUUUAAUCCGCUUCGUGUUUUGUUUCCUUGCCACGAUACUAAUGAGUAUCGUGAUACUGGUAUCGUCCAGGCCCUAGGUCAGUUACUGUGUAUACUUACUCCCCAAGAUCUAUAUGGCUAUAAUAUACUGUAUGUUACCUCAAUUGGUUUUUAUCAUUUCAUGCAUCCUAAGGUUGGAAUCAUCAACAUGUUAAGGACUUUUAAGAAGCAGUUUCUCUGUUUAAUCUUCUCCUAAUGAAUGAAGUUGUAUGUGUUGUGUAUGCCCUGUGUCUCUGUCACUCAGAUCUGACUCGUGCAGUGAACGCCCUCCCUCAGAACAUGACCUCUCAGAUGUUCAGUGCCAUUGCCGCGGUAACAGGCCAGGGCCAGAACCCCAACACCACACCUGCCGGGUGGGCAUCCAGCCAGUACGGCUACACUGGUAGCAGCAGCGGCGGAGGGGGCAGCAGCGGCCCCUAUCACGUACGUUUGGAAUACACAGAUGCUUACUGUAUAUCUGAAUAUUAUCACAAAAACUUUUGAGUUUCAUCUCUAUCAGUUUUUCAUAUUUCUGUUCAACAUGAGCCCUUCAACUUUAUUUUUUCUGUCCCAGGUGUUUACCACACCAGCUCAGCAGCCCAUUGCUACUCCCCUUCUGACGCCCAGCUAUUCGUACACCACCCCCACCCCCAGCCAGCAGCAGACUAUCACCACGCCCCAGUACCCCAGCACCACUCCCCAGUCCUCACACGGAUCACACGGACAUGGACACCGCCCUUCCUCCUCCACACCAUCAUCAUCCUCUUCCUGCCACCACAGGACACCAACACCAAAGUAAGUCACUUCUCAAAACUAGCUCUUAGACAGAAUUAUCCAAAUAGAGAAAAUCUUUCAAUUUGGGUAAUUCAAAUGGAGAGACUAUGGUCCAUGUAUGUAGCUGGGUACUUAUAGAGGAUUUCUUACGGAGGUUUCCAACCGCAGAUAACUUACCUCUAAUUGUUCUAGAAGCAUACAACUGCUAUAUUGCGAGUGAGUGAGUAAGUAAAUAGUGAGUUAUCUUCUCUCCCUGCUCCCAACCCACAGGGCAACUUCCCACACAGCGGUGGACUGGGGCAAGAUGGCAGAGCAGUGGCUCCAGGAGAAAGAGGCAGAGCGCAAGAAGACCAGGUCCAGAAUGACCCCACGACCUUCUCCCAGCCCCAUGAUCGAGAGCACGCCCAUGUCCCUCGCUGGAGACGCCACACCGCUGCUGGAUGAGAUGGAUCGCUAGGUCCAGAGGAGACUCUCUUUCUCCCGAGCCCACUGUUACUCACCCCUAGUGUACUGUAAAUGAACUGGACUCAUUAUAUAAUACUGCAUACACUUCACCACUUCAGUUGGUCACAUUGAAGGAUAAGAUGAUGGUGACCAACAUGGAUUUGUGAAUUGCAUGUGGAAAAUGGAUUUGAUAACAGUGGUUUGUUUCAAAUGAACCUAAAGAAAAUGGUUGGAAACGUUGACUAUCACUUCUUUGGUAGCACUGUUCCUCACUUGCAAUUUUUGUGGAAUGUACUGGAAACAAUGAAAACUGCAUGCCUUGUUUAAACCAGGUUUUAAGCAUAUUAACUUCAAAUGCAUGUGAUGCAACAAAAAACAAUGAAAACUAUUUAUUUCUGAAUCACUCCCGAGGUUACUGUAACAUAUGCUAUUUGAAUAUUAACCAUCUCUCAGUAGGGGUUCGAAAAGGCUAUUUCUAGAACCAUGUAUAUUAUAUCUAUACCAUUUAAUCUUUGUCACAUGGGUCUUAGGCCAUUUUAAUAGCUAUCUUGUUAGUUUCUGGAUUCAUAUCCAGUUGCUGCUUAGUGUAAUGCCUGACAGCUGACUGGGUAUAGGCUUUAGCCUACAGUAGCUAUACAGGCUUUAUGUCUAGUCUGUGUGUAACACAAUGAAGAACAUUGACAGUAUUACUUAGAAGUGCUGAACAAAAUAAGUAUAGGACAUCAAGCACAAUGUUUUUAGUAUUUUUAAAUGCAUUCCCGACUGAAACAUGUUGUCUGUGCUUACUGUGCUACAUCAGCAUAUUCACAUUACAGCUACUGUCCCGUAAUAUACAGUACACUUAAAUGUUAUCCUCUAUCAGUGUAUUUCAUCCAUUUGAAUUUAUUUAAAACCCAUCAAAUACACUUCCUGUAGUUCAAUUAAACUCAUGUAAGAACAGUGUCAGUCAUUUUCAGUAUUCAUCAUGUUCUCAUUUACAUUUUUAGUCAUUUAGCAGACGCUCUUAUCCAGAGCGACUUACAGUUAGUGAAUAUUUUUUUAUUUUUUAUACUGGCUCCCCGUGGGAAUCAAACCCACAACCCUAGCGUUGCAAACGCCAUGCUCUAUCAACUGAGCUACAUCCCUGCCGGCCAUUCCCUCCCCUACCCUGGACAACGCUGGGCCAAUUGUGCGCCGCCCAUGAGUCUCCCGGUUGCGGCCGGCUGUGACAGAGCCUGGAUUCGAACCAGGAUCUCUAGUGGCACAGUUAGCACUGCGAUGCAGUGCCUUAGACCACUGCGCCACUCAGGAGUACAAAAUGAGUACAUAACAAAUAGAAGAGAUCUAUCAGUGCCAGCCUGCAGUACUAAUUAAAGCUGCAUGUUAGCAUUGUUGAAUGCCUUUCCUUCAUAGAAAUUAAAAAAUACAGAAGAAUCUCUUGUUUCUUUGCCAACUGAGAACAAUUGUUCCUCACAAGUACUCAGACCAUACAAAAUACAGUAUGAUUCCAUUCAAAAGACCAUUGAAAAAACAGACAAUGCAGAUUAUUUAAUAUUAUGUGGUAUGAGGUGAGAAGCGAUUAUACCUUGUCUCAGAUCCAACUAGCCCACUACGUUGCCAGUAUUGCUUAAACAUACUGACCCAGUCUGGAACACGGUCAGUAGCAUGAAAGUUGUCUUUGUUAUUAAGCUUUGAAUACCAGUCACUGCUUACUGAAGUGUCCAACUGUUUUACUAUUACCCUAGCUGGUGUUUUCAGUCUGUAACAUAUCCUGGCAUUUUAUUGUAAAUUAGCUCAAUUAAAUCAAGAAACAACAGACAAGAAACAAAAGACAGAAACAGGAAUUGCAUGUUUGGAGGCCUCGAGCUGUUUAUGUUCAUAUCCUUUAAGUGGGAAAUACAAAAAAAUAAUGUGCACCUUCCAUGAACUGCUGGACAUAAUUACAUAAGUUAUUCUAUACAUCUAUAUCUGUGCUCUGUACAGUAAGCUACAGUAUAGUAUGUCAAUCUCAUUCUGUGAAACUCCUCAGAGUAGCAUGUGAGAAUCAGCUGAGGGAUUU
This is a messenger RNA of Coregonus sp. 'balchen', 35243 nucleotides long. Lineage: Eukaryota; Metazoa; Chordata; Actinopteri; Salmoniformes; Salmonidae. The record is from the annotation of a GenBank genome assembly.